ACGACUUAUCUGGUCCAGUCAUGCGUCGGCCCAAAUCCACGGCCCGCGGUUUGGGGCAGCCGCGGCAGCUUGCUUGGCAGCGUAAAAACGUAUACUUUACAACUUGUACACUCACACACAAGCUGCUAGCCAAGCUCAGCAGCUGCCUGUACCCCUCCUUCCCUAGCCAGUGAAUCGUGUCGUCCGGCGCCGCCGCACCUGCGAAUUUGGCCGACCAUGGAGACGGUGGCGGCGGCCGGCUACGCCCGCGGGGCGGCGACGCGCUCCCCCGCGUGCUGCGCCGCCAUGUCCUUCUCGCAGUCCUACAGGGCCAAGGCUGCCAGGCCACCGAGCACAUUCUACGGCGAGUCGCUGCGGGUUAACACGGCGAGGCCGUUCCUCCCGGGGAGGCAGUCCAAGGCGGCGAGCCGGGCGGCGCUCAACACCCGGUGCGAGAUCGGGGACAGCCUGGAAGAGUUCCUGACGAAGGCAACGCCGGACAAGAACCUCAUCAGGCUGCUCAUCUGCAUGGGGGAGGCGAUGAGGACGAUCUCGUUCAAGGUCAGGACCGCGUCGUGCGGCGGCACCGCCUGCGUCAACUCGUUCGGCGACGAGCAGCUCGCCGUCGAUAUGCUCGCCGACAAGCUCCUCUUCGAGGCUUUGGAAUACUCUCAUGUCUGCAAGUAUGCAUGCUCCGAGGAGGUCCCUGAGCUGCAAGACAUGGGUGGCCCAGUCGAUGGUGGUUUCAGUGUAGCAUUCGACCCUCUUGAUGGUUCCAGCAUUGUCGACACAAACUUCACAGUUGGAACCAUAUUUGGAGUCUGGCCUGGUGACAAGCUGACAGGCGUCACUGGUGGAGACCAAGUUGCUGCUGCCAUGGGCAUCUAUGGCCCUCGAACGACUUACAUUAUCGCUCUCAAGGACUGUCCUGGAACUCAUGAAUUCCUCCUUCUUGAUGAAGGUAAAUGGCAGCAUGUCAAGGACACCACAACCAUUGGAGAGGGGAAAAUGUUCUCUCCUGGUAACCUGAGGGCUACAUUUGAUAACCCUGAAUAUGACAAGCUCAUCAACUACUAUGUCAAGGAGAAGUACACACUGCGUUACACUGGAGGAAUGGUUCCUGAUGUCAACCAGAUCAUAGUAAAGGAGAAGGGCAUCUUCACCAACGUGACAUCUCCCACAGCCAAGGCCAAGCUGAGGCUUCUGUUCGAGGUGGCGCCGUUGGGCUUCUUGAUAGAGAAAGCCGGCGGGUACAGCAGCGACGGCAAACAGUCGGUGCUGGACAAGGUGAUCAACAACCUCGACGAGCGGACCCAGGUGGCCUACGGGUCGAAGAACGAGAUCAUCCGGUUCGAGGAGACUCUCUACGGCUCGUCGAGGCUCACCGCCGGCGCCGCCGUGGGCGCCGCCGCUUAAUCUUUUGCUGCAACGCGACACAGUGUCGCAGGCCUGAAAAACACUGAAACUGCAGUCGUUUUCAGACUCCCAUCUUGUGGCGCACAUUGGUAUAUAGUUGCAGUGUUUCUCUUUUUUGUGUAAAAGUUCCAUAUAAAGGUUAAUGGAGACUUCUAUUUUGCCGAUAAGCAGAACA
Messenger RNA from Oryza brachyantha (malo sina), 1570 nucleotides. RefSeq names its product sedoheptulose-1,7-bisphosphatase, chloroplastic. Bases 217 to 1395 code for a protein of 392 amino acids. NCBI's taxonomy places the organism in Eukaryota, Viridiplantae, Streptophyta, Magnoliopsida, Poales, Poaceae. Gene Ontology annotation, biological process: sucrose biosynthetic process; fructose metabolic process; gluconeogenesis. Gene Ontology annotation, cellular component: cytoplasm. The record is from RefSeq and is a predicted model, not a curated record. Gene Ontology annotation, molecular function: fructose 1,6-bisphosphate 1-phosphatase activity. The transcript is spliced from 8 exons.